AUGUUAUUUAAAUGUGUCAAGCAUCGCAAUACUAAUUUUCAAUAUUUUGACACAAGUUUUAAGAGUUCUAAAAGAUGCUAUUUCUUAGAUAUAGUUAGGAUAUUCUUACACAAUGAAAGAUACUCGAGGGGUAUCGUCGACUAUAGAAGGAUUAAGAUAAUUGCAGGUAAUGGCGGAGAUGGAAUUGUAUCUUAUAGAGCUCAUGGAUCUCAUAAAAGGAUCGGGCCCGGGUUGCCUAACGGAGGUGCAGGAGGGAGAGGAUCUUCAAUAUUUGCAAUUGGCAAUAGGCAAGCAAAACUUUUCAAAUUGCCAGGAACUGUAGUUGGAUAUAAUGGAAUUAAGGGAAAGGGUUCGAAUUGUUCAGGAGACAAUGGAGAAGAUAUCAUCUUGCAAGUACCAAUUGGUACUUUGAUUUAUAAAAUUGUAGAAAAUGGGGAUUCCGUUGAUAGGGUUUUUUCAGGGUAUAUUAGAGAAGAAAAAGUAUUGUUGUGUAAAGGAGGGAAAGGGGGGAGGGGCAAUGAUGUUUUAAACCCACAUGAUUGUGAACGUGGAGAGACUGGCGAGAAAUGUGUGUUUGAUUUCGAACUUGAAUGUAUAGCAGAAGUUGGAUUAUUUGGUUAUCCAAAUGUUGGUAAAUCAACACUUUUAUCUUGUAUAUCUCGUGCAAAUCCCAGAGUAGCUAAUUUCCCAUAUACAACAACGCAACCAUGUAUUGGAACACUGAAAUUUUCCGAUGGAAAGAGCAUAAAAGUUGCAGAUCUACCUGGUGCGACAGAUGGGUCAACUUCUACACUAGAACAUCUGGAACGAACAGAAAUUAUUGCAUAUGUAAUUGAUAAUGUUAAAGAUUUGCAAAGAUUAAAAAUUUUGGUUAAAGAUUAUAAUAGCGAAAUGCUGGCCAAAUCAUUUUUUGUAAUUUUUACAAAAAUGGAUUUGCAAGGUGAUUAUAGUGUCAUUGAUAAGUUUAUUUCAGAUCAAUCCAUUUCGUCAAAAAUAGUAUUGACAAGUGCAUAUUUAAAUUUGGGGAUCUCAGAUUUGGUCAAUCUUAUUAGGGAAAUGGUAGAGUCGUUGAACAUAAACUGA
Babesia microti strain RI is the source of this 1083-nucleotide messenger RNA. Its product is annotated as obg, GTP-binding protein. The record is from RefSeq and is a predicted model, not a curated record. The transcript is spliced from 9 exons. The coding region runs from base 1 to 1083 and encodes 360 amino acids. Gene Ontology annotation, cellular component: mitochondrion. Gene Ontology annotation, molecular function: GTP binding; GTPase activity. NCBI's taxonomy places the organism in Eukaryota, Apicomplexa, Aconoidasida, Piroplasmida, Babesiidae.